UUCAAAACCUCAGGCUGGCUACCUCCAACGCCCCCGACGCUAUGGAGGAGUGGGAUGUGCCCCAGAUGAAGAAGGAGGUGGAGAGCCUCAAGUACCAACUGGCCUUCAAAAGGGAGAUGUCCUCCAAGACGAUCCCUGAGCUUCUCAAAUGGAUCGAGGAUGGGAUCCCCAAGGACCCCUUCCUGAACCCUGACCUGAUGAAGAACAACCCUUGGGUAGAGAAGGCCAAGUGUACCAUUCUAUGAGCCUGACCCACACUCUGUAAGGCGUGACUUUAUAAAUA
Molecule: messenger RNA, 283 nt
Organism: Microtus oregoni (creeping vole)
Lineage: Eukaryota; Metazoa; Chordata; Mammalia; Rodentia; Cricetidae
Product: guanine nucleotide-binding protein G(I)/G(S)/G(O) subunit gamma-13
Exons: 1
Coding region: 42-245 (67 amino acids)
Biological process (GO): sensory perception of taste; phospholipase C-activating G protein-coupled receptor signaling pathway
Cellular component (GO): heterotrimeric G-protein complex
Molecular function (GO): G-protein beta-subunit binding
Source: RefSeq, a predicted model, not a curated record